CCUCUAUUUCCCGUGUGUUGUUAUCGCGGUGUCUCCCAUCUCGUCAAUUUGCUGGGUGGGCGUUCCUCCUCCGAGUUCGUCUACUGACUGUUGUGAACAGUGAAUGCUGUGAAGAAUUGUAUCCUCCACGACCAGCUCCCGAUGUUUCUUCCUACGCUUGUGGAGGACAUGCAUCACUUUAAGCCAACUCGAGACAGACUGUACACCACCCGGUGUUGCGGAUGUUGCCACGUCCGGACGGGGACCAUCAUUCUGGGAACUUGGUAUAUGGUAGUCAACCUGUUGAUGGGCAUCCUGCUGACGGUAGCUGUGACCCACCCGGAGAACGUGCCCACUAUCGACUUGCAGUAUGAGGUCAUCGACCAUUACUUUGCGUCCGACAGGAUGUCUGAGAAUGCCUGUGUGGGAUUUGCCAUCUCUCUGCUGAUGCUCACCAUCAGUGCCAUGAUGGUGUAUGGAGCCAUCACUCAUCGUGACGGCUGGCUCAUCCCGUUUUUCUGCUACCAGCUGUUUGACUUUGCUCUGAGCUGCCUGGUGGCCAUCAGCUCUCUCACCUACCUUCCCCGGAUCAAGGACUACCUGGACCAGCUGCCGGACUUCCCGUACAAAGAUAACCUGCUCUCUCUGGACUCCAGCUGCCUGCUGCUCUUCGUGCUCGUCUUCUUUGCCUUCCUCAUCAUCCUCAAGUCCUACCUGAUCAACUGUGUGUGGAACUGCUACAAGUACAUCAACAACAGGAACAUGCCAGAGAUUGCAGUCUUCCCGGCCUUCGAGACCCCUCCCCAGUACAUCCUGCCUACCUACGAGAUGGCGAUGAAGAUGCCAGAGAAGGAGCCACCUCCCCCUUACAUGCCUGCUUAAGCACCAGCCCCUGUUGCCAAACUACACACACACACACACACACACACACACACACACCACCACCAUAUGCAUUCCUACCUUGCCUCACUAACCCUUUCUGAACACCAUUUCACCCCCCCCCCCCUUCCCUGACCCACUGUGUACGUGUAAGGCCACUGACAACGUUUUGUUCAGCCCUUCCCUCUGUGUUCCUACAGAGCGUCUAUAGAGCAUCCCGGAGGUGUGAGAGGGGAAAGAUGGGAAAGACUGAAAUCUGUGAGAUGAAUGAAUGAAUGUGAUGUUUGAAAAGCAAAGGAAGCUACCAGCCCUCGCUCCCACCCCUCUGGCCUUUUUUAUGUCUUAGCAAAAGGGAUACAUGUGAAAAUAAAUUGCUUGAAAUGCUAUCAUCAAUCCAGCACCAUCCUAUCUAUUGAUUGAUAUAUGAAGUGUAAAAAACAUAUUAUGACAAUCCAUUUAUUAUAGCUCUUAUUGUUGAAUUGUGUUAUUUUCCCCCCUAAUUAUUUACACCUAGACUAUUCCAUCUCAGUCAUUGAAUGGAGUCUGUAGCACUUUUUCGCCUGGUAUUUAUUUAGCUUUGCUGUGGUUCAGUUCACUGCCACCCCUGACAUUUUCAUCACUCUGCUGCCCCGAUGUGUGAGCAAAGAUAGGGAUUAGUUUCCCAGCUGAAACGGAGAGACAGAGAGAGAGCGGAGGGCACUGAUGAUGAUGAUCAUUUUCUCUGCUUCCUCCUCGCCCGACAUCUGGAGCAGCAGCUAGUCUUGUGAACAUUAGUAUUUGCAUGCUUAUCAAAAGCCUCCCCAUUUCUUUAUUGGUAUUAUGAUUUUAUCCUAGUGGAAAUACAUUUGACUUCAAUAAACGUUUCAGAAAAA
Messenger RNA from Gymnodraco acuticeps, 1730 nucleotides. It is a transcript of the gene laptm4a, whose product is annotated as lysosomal protein transmembrane 4 alpha. Lineage: Eukaryota; Metazoa; Chordata; Actinopteri; Perciformes; Bathydraconidae. The transcript is spliced from 7 exons. Bases 142 to 861 code for a protein of 239 amino acids. The record is from RefSeq and is a predicted model, not a curated record. Gene Ontology annotation, cellular component: lysosomal membrane.